Messenger RNA from Brenthis ino (lesser marbled fritillary), 234 nucleotides. NCBI's taxonomy places the organism in Eukaryota, Metazoa, Arthropoda, Insecta, Lepidoptera, Nymphalidae. The record is from the annotation of a GenBank genome assembly.
AUGUUUUCGCAAAUUCCUCAUUUGAUAGAGUCCGAUGUUCCUCCCAGCCUCGGCUCCGACCACAACGGAGACUACAGACAUAUCGUAAAUAGCAACAGCUGGCUCUGUUUAGGCUUCUAUUACAAGAUGCUGUCCGUGCCCGCGCCCGCGCGCCCACGCGCCGCACCGGUCACUGAACCUCGCCAAUUAACACCAGUUAGCGGUCUCCUGCUCGGUGGUCCCUUGCACGGCCGA